AAGAAAUCUAACUAAUUUGAAUAGGAAGUAGGAUUGAUUUUAUGAUGUCUGGCCUUCAGAGGAUCUCCUUAAUCAUUAAUAGCAUCAUUUUGUACCAUUAGCGGCAAGUAGUUAUUUUAGGCAUUGGUAUCAUGCAGAUUGGCAUCAAGACUUGACACCAACUUUCUCAGGGUCUUUGCUACCUUAAGUCUGCAUGGGGAACAAGAAUAAGCUUAGAAAGCAGUGAGUUUAACCUGGUGCUUUUGAUAGCAUCACAUACAGUUAGGUCCUUUUGAGAAGGAGUGAGCUAGUUGCUGUGCAUGCUGGGGCUUGCUGUAACUGUUUGCUAAUCCUUCUCACCACUCCUCUGCAUUUUUGCAGCCUGGAAAUUUUGUAGGGGAAAACACCAAUGAGCAGUUCUCCACAUUGUCCUCACAUUUCUGGAGCUGAGCUGCAUCUGUGAAGAGCAUGGCAGACAGCUUACCCACAGCUGUCUUGAUAAGCAUGCAGCAAUGCUAGACCUUGCUGCCCCAUCAUAGCCAGCACCCAUUUUGCCUCUUGAGUGUAUGUUGCAGCUCGAGCACCCGCAUGGGCCAUGAGUGACAUGGGAGGACAGUGAGAUUUAUGUUGCAUCUUUUGAUUUUAUUUUCAGAGCCUGGUUUGGGAGCCAGUCUCCCAGAUUAAUAUGCAAAGGUGGCUCUAGCUGGGGAUCCACACCGCCUGCCCAGAGGAGUGCUUGGAGGAGCGUGGCUUGAUCUCCCUCUUGUGGAAAGUUAUCGAAACUGAGUUCUUGUGAUACUAAAGAAGAGAAGUCCAGCAUGGUCAAACAAAUGAUGGCAGCAGUUACCGAGCCAGCUGAUGCUCUUGUCAGCCCUCAAGGAAAUGAAGAGAUGGACUCUCUGAUUGUACUGCAUUAUAAUUACACAGGAAAGCUUAUUUUAAGGGAAAAGGCAACAGAUAACAUAGACCUGCCCACUGUUGCAUUUCUGAUCCUGUGUAGUUUCAUAGUCCUGGAAAACUUGAUGGUGUUGAUUGCCAUAUGGAAAAACAAUAAAUUUCACAACCGCAUGUACUUUUUUAUAGGCAAUCUAGCUCUCUGUGAUCUUCUAGCUGGAGUUGUUUACAAAGUAAACAUUCUUAUGUCUGGGAAGAAAACUCUGAGCUUGUCCUCCACAAUCUGGUUCAUUAGGGAAGGCAGCAUGUUUGUUGCCCUGGGAGCCUCUACUUUCAGCCUUCUAGCAAUAGCUAUUGAGCGCCAUUUGACCAUGAUUAAAAUGAGGCCUUACGACGCAAAUAAGAAAUACAGAGUGUUCCUUCUCAUUGGUACCUGCUGGCUUAUUUCAAUUUCCUUGGGUGCCUUACCCAUCCUCGGCUGGAACUGUAUAAACAACUUACCAGACUGCUCAACAAUUUUGCCUCUCUACUCCAAGAAGUACGUUGUGUUCUGCAUUAGUAUCUUCAUAGCCAUUUUGGUUGCCAUCGUCAUCCUUUAUGCCCGUAUUUACAUCCUGGUAAAGUCCAGCAGUCGUAAUGUCACUAACCACAGUAACUCGGAGCGGUCCAUGGCACUCCUUAGGACUGUUGUGAUCGUUGUCAGUGUUUUCAUUGCCUGUUGGUCUCCGCUGUUCAUCCUGUUCCUCAUCGAUGUGGCCUGCAAAGUCAGGGAGUGCUCUAUCUUGUACAAAGCCAACUGGUUUAUUGCUUUGGCGGUUAUCAAUUCUGCAAUGAACCCCAUCAUCUACACUCUGGCCAGUAAGGAAAUGCGUCGGGCUUUCUUUCGCCUUGUUUGUGGCUGCCUGGUGAAAUCCAAGGCGUCCAGAUCUUUGCCUGUUCCGCCCACGCCAGAUCACAGUAGAAGUAAAUCCAGCAGCAGCAAUGCCCAGAAGCCAAAGGAGGAUUUCCCACCAAAAAAAAUUCCGUCAUGUAUCGCUGAGAAAAAUGAAUUUUCAUUUCACAAUGGAAACAUAUGUAAGUAAAGGACUCCUUGAGACAAGUAUAUUUCUGUGGGUUUUAGAUUUAAACUACAAGUGUGGUUGUAGUGCACUUAAGUCACAGGGGAAAACACUAACCAUUUAUUUAACUUUGAGAACGUGUUUAUCAAUAAUCAUUUGCUUUGGGUGCGCAUUCAGUAACACACCCAAUGCAGAAAAACCCUUUCAUUCUACCCAACAGCCAGGACAGAGUCCAUGGACAUAUAAUGAUAUACUGUGCAUCAUGAUGCCAUUGCAUUUGUACAGCCUGAUCUUGCAAGAGAUCAACAAAACCUGUUAGAAAUUUAAGCAUUCACUAAACACUGAUGACGAUUGGAAAAUGAUUGCUGACUGGGAGAGAAGCUCAUUACGUAUGUUGGUGAUUAUAGUUCUUUAUAUGUAUCUUGCUGUUAUGUUAAUGGCCUUAUGUGUAUGUGGCAUAAAUAGCUGUAUAUUUGUACAAUUCCUUACUUAAAAAGUCAUCGUUUGGUAAAAGUUUACACUAUGCUAAACAUUGUAUUGCAGUAUACAGUGUAGAGUGACGGAUUAUACAAAUAGAUGUGUUUCAAUGGGGAUAUUUGAAAUGAAGUAGUAGCUGUUAACUGACAGGAGCUUUUAACAUGUCAUAUCACUGCAGUAUUUUUAAUUUUUUCACUGUUAUUCAGACUUUUCAUGCUUAGUGAAAGACAACAUGACAGUUGUCACUGUGGCAUUUCACAACUUAUUUUAAACAAACAGUAGUAAAUAACCACGGAGAGAGGCUAUAUACAUUCACUAUUUAAAGUAGUUAAAAUGUGACUAUACAUAUGUAUCAAGUGUAUGUACUGUUUCAAUGCAUAUAUUUUACUUUCUAUGUACAAUGUAUUUAUAAAUGUAUGGCAAACCUAUGUAAACCUGUGUACAUUGUGAAUGCACUACCUGAGCUGAGAUUCUGUAGUUCUGAAACAGAGACGUAUCAUUUCAGUAAACAGUGAACCACAACGGGUUCCUGUGGCGUUCCUUCUGUUCUCUCCAGGCACUACCACAGCAUGGGAAUGCAUUAGAAAUUCUCCUUGGAAAGGACUUCAGACAGUGGGACAAGAUCCCGUUUUCAGGCAGUGGAACCCUGCGCUUCUACUGUCUCCAGGCACUUUUGCAGAUACGAGAGUGAAGAUGCGGUACAACAGGAUCAUGCUGAAGGGCGUAUCUCCCUUUAUAUCUGACCCUGCCUUGGAUAUGGAAUGAAAGCCUGUUUGGUUUGAAGACCUGGAGCCCCAGACUUGUUCUUUUGAGAGGCUGCUCCCGAGAAACCUGUAUGAAUGCAACUUUAUGGUUCAUCAGUGUCUUACCAGCCUCAGUACAGGAUGGUGUUCAGGAUCAAAGGGAUUCCCUGAGACCUAAAGCCAUUCAUACUUCAUAAACAUCUUGUUUCAGGUCCCCAUGGAAGUGGCCCAUGAUAGUUCCAUCAAUCAUGCGUUAUGGCUGGAGGCUUCGGUGGAUGUUGAUGGGGAAUUCUGAGACUGGUUCCAUUGUCUUUCAGUAGGAAUGUAAGCAUCUAAAUUUAUUAGGCUCUUUCAAGGAUUUGUGUUUAAUGUCUCAAACCACACCUUGCCUUAUGCACAAUAAGUAGUUGAGGCUUUUUAAUACACAGCCUGCACAGCUUGGAAGAGCUCACCCUUGGAUUUACUCCGGUCUUAAUCAUUUAAAGCAGCAGCAUUAGUCUUUCCAAGUAUGUACAAUGUAUAAUAUAUGUAGCAAAAGCCUUUCAUUUUAAAGAAUGAAAUUAAGUUUAGAGGUUUGCGUUGUGAUUAUCUUUUACAAGUUAACAGUUUGCUUGUAAAUGUUUUAUGCUGUUAGGUGUAAGAACAAAAGAAAACUAUUUGAAAUAACUGUGAAAAAGAAUAUUAAAUAUGAUAUAAUUUCUACUAAAAAUGUUGAAAAGUGGUGCACUUACUUAAGAAGAAAAAGCUAAGCUAAGCGUGGUAUAACUGAACUGCAGAUACAGGGCUGGGUCAGCAUCUCUGUAGCUUUGUGAAAAAGAGCUGACAUUUGCAUUGCCAUGGCUUGCUUAGUUUUUUAGAUCUUAUAGUGCUACCUGGCUGUAUUUUCAGUGUCGAAGUUCUCCACUGAAGCUGUGUCUUUGAAAGCUGCAGCUAAAAUAUUUGUAUACUUCUAAGUGUUAGUGCACGAGGUGGUGGCACAUGGCAGCAUUCCCUGCUAUUGUAGAGCAGAAAGGCCUUAGCAGUGCAACGGUUUGAGAAAACAUUGUGGCUGACCCCAAACCAACAAGGAUGUUAUGCAGUUCUCACUGCUUAGGUGAAAAAAAGAAGAACAACUUUAAUAGUCAAAGUCCAAAAACAUGCACAUAAAAGUUAGUUUUAACAUCCAGAGUCUAGCCUUAGCUAUUGUCAGAGUUGAUGCAAGGUACAAGUAAUGCAAGCAGACUUCACUGUUGGAGGCCAUGUGAUUGCAUGUCAGUGCAAAAAUCUUUCACUCUGCUUUGAUUUUCUUCUCUUAUUUUGGAGCUGUGGGGAUAUUUUAUUAGUUCACUACCCUGCUGUACUUGAAGCAGGCUCCUAAGAAUCACAGGUUCACAUGUAACAGUGAUAGUAUAACUUACUGAAUAUUUAGGACUAAAGAGACCGUUGUGGAUAUAUGUCACAGUGGGAUGUACCCACUUAAGACUGUUAGGUAAAGCACAGCUUCUGGGACAUUUCUGAGCAAAAUUUUUAAGUAGGACCAAGUCAAGGGCUUAACAGCAGUGGACCAUAGCAAUCAGGAAGAUAUCCUAUCCUCGAAGCUGUGAAGGAUGGAGAAUAGCUCAUUUCACCCUAAAAUACUAGAAAAUUCUUCAAAAUACAUUCUAGAAUCCAAGCUUUUCAUCAUCUACAGUGAUUUGAGCAUGCAAGAAACUGAAUUAGGUCUCCCUUUUGCAGUUGGUUUUAUGCAGAGCAAAAGCUACAAAGGAGGUAUUUUGUAUUAUUUCAUGAAUUGGAAUAUUUAUUUAUAUUCUGGAUUACAAAAGAAAUGCAAAUCAAAGCACUUAAGGAGAAAAAAAAAAGCUUUCACAAGAGUCUUUCCAAGAGUCUUUUAUUGCCAGCAGUCUUGCAGAGCAUUUUCAACUCAUUAGGUACCAUAAACAUUUUGAAAACUUUUAAUUAAAUCUUAAACCUUUAAACCAAA
Molecule: messenger RNA, 5111 nt
Organism: Neopsephotus bourkii (Bourke's parrot)
Lineage: Eukaryota; Metazoa; Chordata; Aves; Psittaciformes; Psittacidae
Gene: S1PR3
Product: sphingosine-1-phosphate receptor 3
Exons: 1
Coding region: 798-1955 (385 amino acids)
Biological process (GO): G protein-coupled receptor signaling pathway
Cellular component (GO): membrane
Molecular function (GO): sphingosine-1-phosphate receptor activity
Source: RefSeq, a predicted model, not a curated record